Messenger RNA from Rhinocladiella mackenziei CBS 650.93, 795 nucleotides. RefSeq lists its product as uncharacterized. Gene Ontology annotation, molecular function: oxidoreductase activity. The record is from RefSeq and is a predicted model, not a curated record. Bases 1 to 795 code for a protein of 264 amino acids. NCBI's taxonomy places the organism in Eukaryota, Fungi, Ascomycota, Eurotiomycetes, Chaetothyriales, Herpotrichiellaceae. The transcript has 3 exons.
AUGCCAGGCCCAAGGUUCGAGAACAAAAUCAUCCUCGUCACAGGCGGAGCAUCCGGCCUAGGCGCCGCCGCGUGCGACCUCUUCGUCUCAGAAGGCGGCACUGUCUUCAUCAUGGACCUCGAUGAGAAAUCUGUCUUGUCACAACUUCCCGGAGACAAAGCGCACUUCUUCCGCGGCGACGUCUCGAAGCCCGAAGACUGCGAAGCUGCAAUCAACACAUGCGUCGAGAAACUGGGACGCCUAGACGUCUUGUUCCACAACGCAGCACGACCGGCACCCAUGACGACAGUGCCGUAUCACGACCUCGCGCUCUUCCAGCAGAUCAUCAACACGAACCUAUGCUCGCUAUUUUACCUCGCGCGCAUCGCAAUCCCUCAAAUGCAGAAGCAAGGCAAAGGCGUCAUUGUCGCCACAGCCAGCUCCAGCGCCCUGGCUGGCGAGUAUGGGCUGGCGUCGUACUCGGCGAGUAAGGCUGGAAUGCUCAAUCUUAUGCGCACUAUGGCGCUCGAUCAUGCAAAGGAUAAUAUUCGCAUUAACGCGAUUUGCCCGGGCUAUAUGCCGACCCCGAUGACGGAGGGAUUGGGCGAACUUGUUAAGGUCGUUGAGGACAGUAUUCCGCAGGGCCGCGGUGGGGAUCCCAAAGAAGUCGCGCAAACAGCGUUGUUUCUUGCCUCAGAGGACGCGUCGUAUAUGACGGGUCAAGCUCUCGUCGUUGAUGGUGGGUGGUCCGCGCAUUCCGGCGCUCCGAAUCUCCUGAAAUAUGUCCCACAGCAGUUCCGAUACGACGAGAAAUAA